This is a messenger RNA of Bactrocera oleae (olive fruit fly), 9549 nucleotides long. RefSeq names its product retinal degeneration B (gene rdgB). Gene Ontology annotation, biological process: phospholipid transport. The record is from RefSeq and is a predicted model, not a curated record. Gene Ontology annotation, cellular component: cytoplasm. Gene Ontology annotation, molecular function: phosphatidylcholine binding; phosphatidylcholine intramembrane carrier activity; phosphatidylinositol transfer activity. NCBI's taxonomy places the organism in Eukaryota, Metazoa, Arthropoda, Insecta, Diptera, Tephritidae.
AAUACAGUUUGCGUGCGGAGCUCGCCAAGGGCGGUUGAAAUUGAAAUUGUAUGCAGAAACGCUUCUCAAGUCCGCGACGCCAAGUUAUUGCAAAAGCGGGAGCGCUGGAAAUAUACUAUAAUUAAUUAGUAUAUAUGCAUACAUACAAGUGUAUGUUUGUGGCAAAUAAAUUAAAUUAAAUUGUUUGCUGCUUGGUGUAAUCGCAACAGUGUUGCAUUUAGUUUCUGCAGCGACAACGGUAAUAUCUACAGUCAAAGCACUUAAAACUAAUUAAGUCUGUGUGAAAUGUGCACUCUGGGUUAUGCAAAGUAAAUUUUCACCAUUAUAAUAUUAUUUAUUAGCAUUUCACUCUUUGUACUGCAAGUACAAGUGUUUGACUUCCGUUAUGUGAUUAUGUGGAGCAAAUAUUUAUUUUUAAGUCGACGUUUUGUUAGUGAACAAAAUUUUCCGACCUAUGCGUCUAUUUGUCCCUGCAAAUUUUGCCUGGGCAUACCGAGUUUGUACCAGCUGCUGUUGCUGCCAUUGUGUCUGUGACUGUGUAUCUGUUGCUGCCAUUUGUGUGGCUGUGUGUGUGUACUUGUAUAAAGCUGCUGUAAAUCGAUUAUUCACACUGUGGAACGGAGCACUGUAUAAUUUUGCUCUCAAGUGUGAAACAACUGAGACGAUUUAUCAAAGAAAUUUAUAUGUUUUCACUAUAAAAAGGUCUGAAAUCAGAGUUGUGUGUAUAAGUUUAAGAAAAAAGUGAAAAAUAUGAAAAACGAAAAUAAUAACAAAAUUUAAGCUCCGCCAACUCGUUGAUAUGCUUUAUGUUCUGCAGUUUUUUGUUUUUUAGAGAGUAGCAUCUCAGCUGUGCCUAAGCGUUGAAUUAAGGUGACCAGAUGUGUGUUUUGGCGGUGAAAGUUAAAAAAAGCAUCUAAAAGUGAAGUUCUUGUGAAUAAUAAUUUGAAAGAAAUCCAACUAAGGUUUUCUUAAUAUUGGUUCAAAAUAAGCGGUUUGAUUACGUAAGCCUUUGCAUUGUCAAGCAAGACAUUAAAAAAAUAAAUAAAUAAAACAACCCGAAAUUUAAUUGUAAUGUUAGCUGAUGGUUAUAAACAAGAAUAUAAAAAGCUUUUACUUUAAAAUAAGUUUUAAUAAAUUUUAGGAGACAAAACUAAAAAAAAAACAUAUACAUCGAUUGCACUGAAACUGUAAUAGGUUCACCGGCCAACGGUUUGCAUCCAAGAGAAAAAGUUUUUAUAGUUCUUUCUAGCCAAGUGUUCUACGUCAACCCUUUGCAAAGCAACAAAAGGAAAGUGAAAAGCAUGCCUCUACUUUUAGGCGCAACACCAUGCAAAAUAAUGUCUGCAAACACACUGCAUUGGCAAUAAAAACCAACUAAGUCAAUUAAAAGUUAUAUUUAGAUCAACAUCCAACAGGACAUCCCCAAAUAUUGCCCGUUAUAUGAGUUCAUCUUUUGAGGAACGUCAAGCCGGAGCAACAAAACAAGAUGUUAAUAAAAGAAUACCGUAUACCCUUGCCAUUAACGGUGGAGGAAUAUCGCAUCGCACAGCUGUAUAUGAUAGCGAAAAAAAGUCGCGAGGAGAGUCAUGGUGAGGGCAGCGGUGUUGAAAUUAUCAUUAAUGAACCCUACAAAGAUGGUCCCGGCGGCAAUGGACAGUACACGAAGAAAAUCUAUCAUGUUGGCAGCCAUCUACCCGGUUGGAUAAAAAGUUUAUUGCCGAAGAGCGCUUUGACGGUGGAGGAGGAGGCGUGGAAUGCCUAUCCAUAUACUCGCACGCGCUAUACCUGUCCGUUUGUGGAGAAAUUCUCGCUCGAUAUUGAAACUUAUUAUUUUCCGGAUAACGGUUAUCAGGACAAUGUGUUCAAAUUGAGCGGCAGCGAUUUGCGAAAUCGUAUUGUGGACGUCAUCGAUAUAGUGAAGGAUCAGCUAUAUGGCGGUGAUUAUGCAAAAGAGGAGGAUCCUAAACUCUUUGUAUCUGAUAAGACAGGACGUGGUCCGUUGGGCGAGGAAUGGCUGGAGGAGUAUUGGCGCGAAGUUAAGGGCAAGAAGCAACCCACCGGCCGCAAUAUGUCGCUUAUGUGCGCUUAUAAGAUUUGUCGCGUCGAAUUUCGUUAUUGGGGUAUGCAAACGAAGUUGGAGAAAUUCAUACACGAUGUAGCAUUGCGGAAAACAAUGCUGCGCGCACAUCGGCAAGCGUGGGCUUGGCAAGAUGAAUGGUUCGGUUUGACAAUUGAAGAUAUACGUGAGAUCGAGCGACAAACACAAUUAGCGCUGGCGAAGAAAAUGGGUGGAGGCGAAGAAAGCGAAAGUGAUGCGGAAGAUGCUGACAGCGUGGCGGACUUGCAUGGCCGACCAAUUACUGGCAGCACGGGCAGUGAACGUCGAAAGUCGAGUGGCGCGCCACCACCGAUUGUUACCCAAGAGCCACCUAGUACUGAAGGGACCUCGGAUGAGGAUGAAGAGGAAGCGGCUCAAGAAGUAAGCGCGCGCUCACGCUCCCAGAGCAUACAAAUGACAAAAUCGAAAUUUGGUUCGAAGGGAGCGCUACACUCACCGGUUGGUUCGGCGCAUAGCUUUGAUUUACAGCCGCAUGCUAAGAAUGUUCUCCAUAAAAACGUUGCCAAUUGGCGUAUGGAGCGUCUGGAAGUGGAUACCAAGUCCAAUUCUGAUGAAGAGUUCUUCGAUUGCGUUGAUACCAAUGAGACCAACUCGCUCGCCAAGUGGAGCUCACUUGAAUUGCUCGGUGAGGGUGACGAUAGUCCGCCGCCGAGUAGUGGUCUUGCAUAUAAAGACAGUCAAGAGGACAGUAUUUUCAAUCAAGACUUUCUAAUGCGCGUCGCCUCGGAACGUGGCAAUAAGCGACAGCUGCGUUCCUCGGCUAGCGUUGAUCGUAGUCAUGACGCAUCGCCGCCGGGUUCGCCAGGCACGCCAUCCUGUUCCACCACCAUACUAAUACUUGUAGUGCACGCGGGCAGCGUUUUGGACGCCACCAGCGAGCUGACCUCCAAGAAGUCAGACAUUACCACAUUUCGUGGCGCUUUUGAGGGUGUUAUGCGGCAACACUAUCCUAGUCUGCUGAGUCAUGUUACAAUCAAAAUGGUACCAUGCCCUUCCAUCUGCACCGAUGCCUUGGGCAUACUCUCUAGUCUUAGUCCAUAUUCGUUCGAUGCCUCACCGUCGGCUGUUGAUAUACCAAAUAUAGCUGAUGUACCGAUUGGCGCCAUACCAUUGCUUUCUGUGGCAUCGCCAGAAUUCCAGGAUACCGUUAAUAAGACAGUGACUGCAGCUAAUAUAGUCUAUCAUGAAUUUAUCAAAUCCGAAGAGGGUCACGGUUUCGCCGGUCAAGUGGUAAUGCUGGGUGAUUCGAUGGGUUCGCUGUUGGCCUAUGAGGCGCUUUGCCGCGGCAAUGGUUUAGAUGGUGGUGGCAGCCGCUCAUCGCGUACCGAUGACGAUGAACGCUUCAAUGAUUCCGAUUUAGAUGCUAAGCGGCUGUUGGUCGCACCAUCACCGCGACGUCGACGCUCGUCAUCGAGUGAUUCACGUGGCAAUAAAUUGGAUUUUGAAGUUGGUGAUUUCUUUAUGUUCGGUUCACCGCUCUCCAUUGUAUUGGCAUCGCGUAAGCUGCAUGAUGCCAAGACGGCGCUGGCACGGCCGAACUGUAAUCAAGUGUACAAUCUCUUCCAUCCUACCGAUCCGAUUGCUUCCCGUUUGGAGCCAUUGCUCAGCGCUAGGUUUUCCAUGUUGGCGCCAGUGAAUGUGCCGCGUUAUGCCAAGUAUCCCCUGGGCAAUGGCCAGCCAUAUCAUCUAUUGGAGGUCAUCCAAUCCCAUCCACAACAUUUCAGCGAAGCCAACAAUAUUUUGGGCAACAGACGUCUCUCGGAUGCCUCAAUGCAAAGUACUAUUUCUGGUCUCAUUGAAAAUGUAUCGCUAAGUACAAUCCACUCACUUCAAAUGAAAUGGUGGGGCACAAAACGUUUAGACUACGCCUUGUAUUGCCCGGAAGGUUUGAGUAAUUUCCCCGCUCAUGCCUUGCCACAUCUAUUUCACGCCAGUUAUUGGGAGAGCGCGGAUGUCAUAGCGUUCGUUUUACGUCAGAUUGGUAAGUUUGAUGGCAUUCCAUUUGUCGGCUCUGCAGACGACAAAGACACAGUCACCUUCCAUCCGAGUCAGCCACGAGAGAAAUGGAUGAAGAAACGUACUUCAGUAAAGCUGAAAAAUGUAGCGGCCAAUCAUCGUGCAAACGAUGUAAUUGUAUUGGAGGGGCGCGAGCAACGUCUCAAUGCACGUUUCAUGUAUGGACCGCUGGAUAUGAUCACACUGCAUGGCGAAAAAGUCGAUAUCCACUUAAUGAAAGAUCCACCAGCCGGUGAAUGGACAUUCCUUGCCACCGAGUUGACCGAUAAGAAUGGUCGCAUCACAUAUACCAUACCCGAACAAGUAUCACUAGGUUAUGGCAUCUAUCCGGUGAAAAUGAUCGUACGUGGCGAUCAUACAUCGGUUGACUGUUAUGUCGCCAUAGUGCCACCAAUGACAGAAUGUGUGGUCUUUAGUAUUGAUGGUUCCUUUACGGCGUCCAUGUCGGUGACGGGGCGUGAUCCGAAAGUACGGGCUGGCGCGGUUGAUAUCUGUCGCCAUUGGCAAGAGUUGGGCUAUUUGUUGAUCUAUAUUACGGGACGUCCAGACAUGCAACAACAACGUGUAGUAUCUUGGUUAAGCCAGCAUAAUUUUCCGCAUGGUCUAAUCUCUUUCGCUGACGGUUUACUCACCGAUCCGCUGGGUCAUAAGACCGCUUACUUAAAUAAUUUAGUGCAAAAUCAUGGAAUCUCAAUUGUAGCCGCCUACGGUAGCAGCAAAGACAUAACAGUGUAUGCAAAUGUGGGCUUGCGUUCCGAGCAGAUUUUCAUUGUGGGCAAAGUUAGCAAAAAAUUGCAAUCGAACGCUACCGUGUUGAGCGAUGGUUACGCGGCUCAUUUAGCUGGUCUGCAAGUGGUGGGCGGCUCGCGUCCCGCCAAAGGUAAUGCACGCAUGGUAAUUCCACGUGGUUGCUUUAAUUUGCCCGGACAGGCCUCGAAUCCACGGCGUAGAAGCAACGAAACCGGACUAUCGUCACCCAUACGCAGUGGCUACCUUAAACGGAAAACCUAUCUGAAUCUACACUAAAAGAAAGCAUGAAACAAAAAGAAAAGAGAAGAAAGCGAGCUUCAUAAAACUUCCAAAAUUGCGCAUGCGCGAACGCAACUUGCAGUACAAGGCAAAAUUGUAUACAAAAAUAACUGAAAUUGCAUAGAAUAACGUCCAACAUUGACGGCUGCUAAGUGAAAGCAAAAUAAAACAAUAACAACAAGAGAAGAACUGAAAUGUUAGAAAAUUUGCGCGCUCGUGUUUUCCAUCAAGGACGUCUCUAUAUAUCCGCCCGCCCGCAUGCCACACGUCUAACGAGAAACGCUUUAGCGGCAUUUAGCUUAGACAUAAUGAAACUAGUACGAGUAAUUCCUCCCCUCCAGAAAUACAAAGAGCAUAGAGCUUAGUCUUAGUCAGCGCUCCAGUUUAGUGCUCAUUUACUACUCAUCAUACACUUGCAUAUUUGUAUAUCUAUGAAGAGUCAAAGGAUGUGAAAGAAAUAUCAGCUGUAAUAAAAUAAAGCUUAACUAUCUAUACUAUUCAUACCUAUACAACUACAACAUAGAUAUAUACAAUAAUAUAUGUACCAAAAAUAUAGUAUAUAUAUGAAAAGAAAGGCUUCACCUAGUGUGCAGAAGUUUAGAGUUAAAUUGUGAUGAAGCGUAAGGGAGUACAGCACUGUACACUAACCCACCCACUUAUUUGCGAUUACUUAGUAGAGCCUUGCUCCUAGAACUCAAACAGUAACGAAUGCAAAUAAUGCAAAGAAUUGUAUAGAAAAUAUUUACGAAAUCACGCCUAAUGUGUCACGAGAAAAUGCAUUGAAAGACUACUUUGUAUUUGCAUCUUAUAGGUACCUGGCUAGAAAGACUGUUUCCUCCUGUUGUAUGAUGGUGUUUCAAUCUACCUAAAUACAAUAAUAAAUGUAUGUACUAUGUUAAAUGGAUUUAAACAAAAAAUAAAUGAAGUUUUGAACAAAUUAUGCAAACAAAAAGAACAAAAAGAAGAACAACAAAAAAACAAAUAAUGCUUCAAAAAGUAUUUUUGAGAAAUUGAAGUUAUAAAUUUUAAUGCAAAAAAAGAAACAAAUAAGCAUAGAAGAACAUAUUUACAUAAAUGCAUACAUACAUAUAUGUAACUAAAAUGUAGUACUAGUAACAAAACACAUACAUACAUACUCACAUACCUUCAUGUAAUAUACAUACAUACACAUAAACAUAUGACAAAGAACAAAGUUCAAAUUGUAUUUAUUAGACUAUAUAUAAAUAAAGUCACUCAAAUUAACUAAGUACAUACUUAAAUCUAAAUUUAAUUGGAUAUUUCUAAAGAAAAUAAAAACAAAAACAUAUAAAUUUAUAUGCGAAAACUAAACUGUGAAACAAAUUACGCUAAUAAAUAUCUAAAAAAAAUUUUAAAAAAAGCAUAAACAAUCUAAAAGCGAUUUAAGCGCUAAAUUUUACUAUACACACUUACAUACAUACAUAUGUAUAUACUUUGUUGCACACUUACAAAAAAAAUAAAUAAAUAAAUUACAUAUGUAAGCUAAAUAUUUUCAUUGAAAAAAAAAACUACAAAGAAAUGCUUAAAAUGUCUUUGAAAACUUCCAUUUAUCGAAAACUACCAGCUCAUAUGUAUUUAAUCAAAAACUAUAGAAAAAAAAAUUUCAUAGAAAUAAAAAUAAAACAGGCUGUUUUGCUAGAUUUGUGAAAUUACCGCUCUUUUAAGCAAAGUAUGGUACAUAUAUAUAAAAUUAAAAAAAAAAAUAAGAAAAUGUUUUUCAAAAACCAAUACAAACAUACAUAAUUCAAUUAAAAUUUAGCGAAAAAAACAUUUAUGACUAAAAAGCAUGUUACUAUUAGAUCUCUCUUUCAUCGUGAUAGCGUUCGAAAAGCAUUUUGCAUUUAUGUGUGUGUUUAAACAAGAAAAAAAUAUUAGGAAUAUGGUGACAAAUUUGUUGUACGUAGAUUUUUAGCAGUAAGUGUUAGCCAAAUGUACUAAAGAAAAGAACUUCACUCAUUUUGAAAACGAAAAAUUCGAAAAUUUCGCGCGACUCUUUUUAUUUCCAUUCGCAUAGCUCUUGAAUCUUUACGAUAUUAGUUCUCAGGUGAAUUUUUGAGCUGCCUAAAAGUAGACUAUGCAUAACGAACAGAAAUAUUUCACUCAACUCAACCACAAACACAUGCGCAUAUUUACAGUUUUUUAUUUUUACAACUCUAUUUGAGCUUAAAAAGGUUUUUAUAAAGCAGAGCCAGCAGAUAUACAUAUAAUAUGUGCGAAAACAGAUCGUAACGGUUACUAUUAAUAUCUACUGUGAGUCAAUAUAAUAAUAAGUAACGUUUUUCGUAUAAAACACCGUUAGCUUUACGUUUUAACCAUUUGGUUUGGAAACUUUACGUUUGUUUUUUGUUAUUGUUUAAGUGCUGUUCGGGUUUUAUCUUUGCGCGCAAAUGUAGGCCACGUUUUCUUAGGGAUAUUUAUUGCGUUGGUUUUAUCUAUUUUAUAUAUUCUCGAUAUUCAAAUGUUUGGUUUUGGCAUCGUAUUAUUGGUUGUUUGUUUUAAAUGAAUAAUCUAGAUAAAUGACUAUAGAGGGUUUUUCAUGUAAAAAUUUAGGCUUUACAUUACUUUGCUUUUUAAAAUUUAUUUAAAUUGCUGAAUUUGGUUUUAAAAGAAACUUGGCAAGCCACAAUUAAUCACUUGAAAAUUUCAAACAACUUUUUACUGCAAGCUUUUUUAUUUUGAAAAUGGUUUUGUGAGAUAACUCAUGACUACUUAAAAAAGAAUGACUCUAGUAAAAAAAGAAUAUAUAUUUUAAAUAUCUUGACUGAAAACAAGUUCUAAAAAGUCUUCUGAAUCCUCAUAAUCAAAAACAUCUCAAAUUGACUAUCUUUCUAACUGUAACUCAAACUUUCAGCGUUUGUUUCCAAGAUUUCCUUGAAGAUAGCAAAUCGUAUAUCCCGCUAUGUUGUAAGCUUGUAGUUUUGUUGGAUGCUCCUUAAGUAAACCUACCUUUUUGUGUCUCAAAUGCAAGGUAUUUUUUUUUAAUAAAAAUAUUUAUUUUUUACCUUAUUUUUUGAAAAGCGUCAUAAUUUUCAAUCGAAAAUUGUCACGUCAAAAUAUAUUUUUUUUUAAUUUGUUAAUAAGUUAACGGCAGUGAAAACUGUUCAUUUGUUUUCAAGAAUUGAAAAACUGCGAAAUAAAGAUAAACCAGACUUUUAAGUGAUCAACUGGACUCAAAUAUAGCAAAACAAAAUAAAUUGAAGUAGCCAAAGUGAUCAGAUGCAAACAAAAUUAAAAAAAAAUACAUAAAACAUUAUUUUCAUUCAACCAAAACUAAGAAGUUUAAUAAAUAAUUAUAUAUAUGUAUGUACAUUGCCUAUUUUGUAAAGCACAUUGACAGUUGUUGUUGUUGUCAGCUAAUUUAAGCUAGCGCAGCUUGCAGUUUCUAAAGACGUGCUAGCAGCGAUUCAAUGUAACAUGAAUUUGAAAGAAAUACAAAAACAAAAACAAAUAUACAAGUGAAUAUGAAAUAGAGAGUUGUUAAGUUUAAGAAUAGCUGUUGAAGAAUAUUUACAAAAAUUAUACAAGUGAAUAUUUACAAGCAUACAAAUUACAUACAUACAAACAUAAAUGAUAUUUGGAAUACAUAGGUGCGAAAACUAAAUAUCUACAUAUAUAUUUAUUCACAAGCAUUACCAGCAAACAUACAUACAAACAUAUAUUUUCAUGGAAAUAUACUCAAAGCAAAGUGAGAAGCAAAAAAAUAUUACUAACAACAAAAUAGUAUAAAUAGAAAGAUUCAAACCAUAUUUUGGAAUAUGCAGAGGCAUACAUAAACACUCGCACAUACACACACACACACAUAAAGUCAUACAUAUAUAAUAAUAUAUAAUAAGUAUUCCAAUAAAAAAAACGGCUGCAGAAAUACAAAAACAAAAAUACAAGUGCUAAACAAAAAACAAACAAACAACAACAAUAAAUUACGAAAAAUAAAUGAAACUCAAGCAAAAACCAAAAAUCAUGCAGUCUAGAAUAUUUGUAUGAGCUGCAUAGCUACUUUAAUAUAUACAACGGUUGACUGUUACAGUUUCCAAACAAUAUUGAGCUGUUAAUUUAUAUAUGUAUGUAUGUACAUAGCUGUAUUCGAAUUUGUGGCCAUUGCUGCCCAAGCUACUUUCGGUUUGAAACCCAACAACAGAGCAUACUGUGCCCCGCGUACAUUUGCUACUAGAAUUACCAUUAUUAUAUACAAACAAACAUACACACAUACAAAACAUAGAUGAAAAAGCUGUAAUUGUGUGUAAAAUUUGAGAAAAAACUACUAUGUUUAUCUUUUUGUUAACUAUUGUGUAUUGUAAAAUUUACAUUGUAAACGGAUAUUUGUGGUAAAAAGAAUACAAUAAAUCAAAAUAAAAGGAAAUGUGAAGAAA